Zingiber officinale is the source of this 2716-nucleotide messenger RNA. RefSeq names its product wall-associated receptor kinase 2-like. Gene Ontology annotation, cellular component: plasma membrane. The transcript has 4 exons. Gene Ontology annotation, molecular function: polysaccharide binding; protein serine/threonine kinase activity; ATP binding. Bases 1 to 2325 code for a protein of 774 amino acids. Gene Ontology annotation, biological process: protein phosphorylation; cell surface receptor signaling pathway. The record is from RefSeq and is a predicted model, not a curated record. NCBI's taxonomy places the organism in Eukaryota, Viridiplantae, Streptophyta, Magnoliopsida, Zingiberales, Zingiberaceae.
AUGGCAGCCACUAAAAUCAUGGACGCUGCGCUCUCAGGCGUCGUAGCCCCCGUCUGCUGUGAUGCACGGCGCAGCGUCGGAGAAAGGCUGCUCCACUACGCGCGCGCUGGGGAAGAUGGCAUCCUGGCCGGAGCAAUUGUUUCUGCUGCUCCUCUGCCUUGUGCUGCUAGCAGGAGCGGCAACCCCCCAAACAGCACCGCCGCUGUCGGUCGACUCCGCGGACAGCCGGACAGGUGGGUGCGACCAGGGUGCCAGUCCAAGUGCGGCAACGUGAGCAUCCCCUACCCCUUCGGCAUCGACUCCGGCUGCUCCCGUCCAGGCUUCGAGAUCAACUGCACCGACGGCACGCCCUACCUCGGCCUCGGCGGCAACAUCGACAUGGUGGACAUCCAGCUUUUCCAGGGCACCCUCGUCGUCAACAACUAUAUCGCCAAAGAUUGUUACUACCAGAACGGAAGCCUGUCAGAUUAUAUCUCGGCCUCGAUAAGUAUUAUCGGUCUCCCAAACUACAAGUUCUCCAGUGACCGGAACAGAUUCGUGGCCAUCGGCUGUGACGCCCACGGCUACAUUGUUAGUAACGAUGAGGAGAACACUUUCAGGACUGGAUGCUCGUCCUACUUCACCAACGCCAGCUUCAUGCCCAAUGGUACAUGCUCCGGCAUCGGCUGCUGCACCGCGCCAAUUCCCAAGGAUCUCCGCAGCUUUAGUCUGCUCGUCGAUAGCUUUAACAAUCAUUCCAAUUGCAGCUUCGCCCUCUGCAGCUACGCCUUCCUGGCCGACGUGGGCAAACUCAACUUUACCCUGUCUAGCUUCACCGAAUACAGCAACAGGGUGAAUGAGCCAUUGACGCUGGAUUGGGCCAUCAUGAACCAGACCUGUGAGCAAGCAAACGGCACUCGCGACUUCGCGUGCGUCUCCCCCAACAGCUACUGCUUGAACUCUACUAAUGGUCCGGGCUACCUCUGUAAUUGUUCGCAAGGUUUCCACGGCAACCCGUACCUCAAUGAUUCAAAUGGAUGCUCAGACAUCAACGAGUGCUCAGCUGUUCCUUCGCCAUGUGUCAAACGGUGCCAUAAUAGAGAGGGGAGCUAUUCUUGCUCAUGCCCAUGGUACAUGUAUGGAGAUGGCCAAAGAGAUGGAAGCGGAUGCAAGUCCAUACUGAGAUUACUGUAUCUCAGUUUAGGUGUUGGAUUGAGCCUCUUUUUCCUUAUUGCGAUUGGGUCAUGGCUGUACUGGAUUCACAAGAAGAGAAAGCUCGGAGAGCUGAAGCAGCACUUCUUUGAGAAGAACGGCGGUUCGUUGCGACCGGACAUCAGACUCUUCUCCUCACAGGAGCUUGAAGCUGCAUCUGAUAACUACAACCAGAGCCGAAUCCUCGGCGAGGGCGGCACCGGAACAGUCUAUCGCGGCGUACUUCCUAAUCAAAACGUGAUCGCAAUCAAAAAGGCCAAGAUAAGCAACGACGAAGCCGAAGUCCAACAGUUCAUAAAUGAAGUCGAGGUUCUCUCCAGUAUCAAUCACCGGAAUGUGGUGAAGCUCCUGGGGUGCUGCCUCGAGUCUCAAGUCCCCAUGCUCGUUUACGAGUUCGUGCCUAAUGGCACGCUCGCCCACCACGUCCACGAUGAAGGCAAGAGAGGCUCUCUGUCCUUGGAAGCUCGUCUAAGGAUCUCUUCGGAAGUAGCUGGAGCCUUGUCCUACCUCCACUCUGCGGCUUCUACUCCCGUCAUCCACAGAGAUGUCAAGACCACCAACAUACUUCUCGACCACAACUUAACUGCAAAAGUAUCCGAUUUCGGAGCUUCCAGAAUGGUUCCUCUGGAUCAGAACGGAUUGGUGUCGUUGGUUCGUGGCACCUUUGGCUACCUGGACCCGGAAUAUUUCCAAACAGGGGAGUUCACUGAUAAAAGCGACGUCUAUAGUUUCGGCGUUGUUUUGGUUGAGCUCUUGACAGGGAAGAAGCCUGUGGCUAAGACGCAAGCUGUCAAGAAUUUAGCCACACUUUUCAUGGACUGCGUGAAUUCUGGACGACUUGUUGAAAUAUUGGAGGAACGCGUUGUCGAAGAAGGAACUCCGGAGUUGCUUGAAGCAGCCGCGGAGCUCGCAAUGAGAUGCUUGAGCUUGAAAAGCAAUGACCGACCGUUGAUGAGAGAAGUGGCUAUGGAGCUGGAGGCACUGACGAGGUGGAAGAUACAUCCUUGGGGAAAUGUUAAUCUGGAAGAGGGAGACAGUUUGCUGGCUAUGGUUGGAAGCUCUUCUCCGUCGGUUCUCCGUGAUUAUGUCAAUUCUUCCAUGGAACCCAUGGUGCCCUUCGAGAUUGUCAGAUGAGGGAGAGAAUGUUGCCUUCUCGUCUAUCACGUCCAAACUCGAUCUUAGUAAGUAAUUGUAGGUUUAUUGUUCCUUUGUAGCAGCAGGAAACUUCUAGGCAUUUGGAACCAGGUUUCCUUCCAACUAUCUGAAGUGAAACUUCUAGCUCCGGUAUCUCGAAAAUACAAACAAAUCCAUCAGGUUCCCUUCCAUUUCCCCGAAGACUGAAGUGAAACUUCUAGUUCCUGUGUUUACUAAAAUACAAAUAGAGCGAUUAUUAAUAUGUCCAUUACACAUUUUUUUCUACAACAGGAAAAAUAUGUUACAUUGGUAAAAUCAUUGUCUGAUUCACUUAGACAAUUUUUGUUCCAACUAGUCCAACUUCAAAGAGCACAUGAGGGCUCGUACACAA